Rasamsonia emersonii CBS 393.64 is the source of this 1767-nucleotide messenger RNA. RefSeq names its product D-arabinono-1,4-lactone oxidase. The record is from RefSeq and is a predicted model, not a curated record. Gene Ontology annotation, cellular component: membrane; mitochondrion. Gene Ontology annotation, molecular function: FAD binding; D-arabinono-1,4-lactone oxidase activity. The coding region runs from base 1 to 1767 and encodes 588 amino acids. NCBI's taxonomy places the organism in Eukaryota, Fungi, Ascomycota, Eurotiomycetes, Eurotiales, Trichocomaceae. The transcript has a single exon.
AUGGACCCCGCCAUCGCUCGCGAGCUCUCGCGGCUCGACCCGACCGUCCCUUUUCGUGCCACCACCGGCCACGUACACCACACCUGGGCAAAGACCUUCUUCUGCCUGCCGGAACUCUACAUUCGGCCGCAGUCGGUUGCCGAGAUCCAGAAGGUCGUCACUCUUGCGCGUCGCUGCCGCCGUCGCAUUGUCACCGUCGGCAGCGGCCAUUCGCCUUCGGACCUGACGUGUACCUCGUCGUGGCUGGUCAACCUCGAUGACUUCAACCGCGUCAUCAGCAUCUCACAGGAGACCGGUAUCGUCACUGUCCAAGCAGGAAUCCGGUUGAGGGAUCUCGGCGUGGAGCUGGAGAAACAUGGGUGGACUCUGCCGAACCUGGGCAGUAUCGACAGUCAGUCGAUCGCAGGCGUCAUUGCCACUGGCACCCACGGCAGUUCUCUCCGUCAUGGACUGCUGUCGGAGUGCAUCGUGUCUUUGUCGGUGACUCUUGCCAAUGGCCAAACCGUGCGCUGCAGUGCCACGACCAACCCGUCGUUGUUCCGCGCCGCGCUGGUCUCCCUCGGAGCGCUGGGCAUUGUCACAGAGGUAUCGCUCAAAGCAGAGCCUGCAUUCCGGAUCGCCUGGGAGCAAUCCAUGCACCCGUUAUCGAGCAUCCUGGAGAACUGGUCCAAGGGGCUGUGGACGUCUCAUAGAUUUGUGCGUGUCUGGUGGCUCCCGUAUUUGAAGAGGGCAAUAGUCUGGCGCGCGGAUAAGACUGAUCUUCCCCUCUGCGCGCCUCCCAAGACGUUUUAUGGUGGCAAGCUAGGCUAUCACAUCUAUCACAAUCUCCUGGCGCUCUCCAACUGGUUCCCACGCAUUCUUCCGUGGGUGGAAUGGUUUGUUUUCGGCAUGCAGUAUGGUUUCAGACCCGGUGCUAGGGUCACCAGGGCCGUUGAACCGGCCAGGGAAGGUCUCCUGAUGAAUUGCCUCUACUCCCAGUUUGUGAAUGAAUGGGCUCUACCCCUCGAGAAAGGUCCGGAAGCCAUCACUCGUCUGUCAGCGUGGAUCCACGGGGACCUGGAGACGGCCCGCAUCCCUUUCAGCCCGAAAGGCGUCUGGGUACACUGUCCCAUCGAAGUGCGAGUUUCAGACUCGACCGUGUCCAACUCCCCCCGUGCCUACCUGGAUCCCACAUGUCGGGAUGGACCAACUCUUUAUCUCAAUGCCACCCUUUAUCGCCCAUACCUACGAGACCCUCCUUGCAGGGACCGCUACUACGAAGCCUUUGAAUGGCUCAUGCGGGAUUUGGGCGGGCGUCCUCAUUGGGCCAAGAACUUUACCGGGAUGACCAGCGCCCAAGAGUUGCGCGACAUGUAUGGCGCCGACAUGGAUGAAUGGCUGAAGGUGAGAAACGAGGCUGACCCUGAUGGCAUGUUCGUUGGAGAGUGGCAUCGACGGAAUCUCCUUCUGCCGUCCGUUCCUGAUGGUGCAGCCGCAGGAGCAGCUCCGGACAAGAAGAACGUCUUGCCGCUCGAGGAGCGGGAGCAGGCUCGACGCAAGUUCAAAGGCCGUGGCGCAGGAGACGGACUGGAGUGGAUCGGCGAUCGGCGAUGGAACAAGGACCAUACCGAUCGUCAGCCUCACUCGUCAUCACAUCCUGAAAAGGCUUCACUGAGCGGAAAUGUGAUCGAUGCCCCUAGUCCUCCCAUGACCUCGGCCAGUGAGGAGAGUUUCGACCUCCUGGCGCAUGGUGAGGCGAGCAUUGUCCUGCCGGCUUCGCAGGGUUGA